This is a messenger RNA of Capsicum annuum, 1415 nucleotides long. RefSeq names its product protein PTST, chloroplastic. The record is from RefSeq and is a predicted model, not a curated record. Bases 177 to 1073 code for a protein of 298 amino acids. The transcript has 9 exons. Lineage: Eukaryota; Viridiplantae; Streptophyta; Magnoliopsida; Solanales; Solanaceae.
GGAGAUAUUUAAAAUUACAAUAAAAUCCAAAAUUAUACAAACAAAAAUUACUAUUGUUAAUUCUCACCCGUUCAUAGCUAACAACUCUUGUUUCUCUGAGUAAGAAAUAUUACCCGAACACGUGUUAACUGAAUCAUUGCACUUACCUCUUUCGAGUUUCAUCAGCUCUGUUGGGAAUGAAGUCUUUAAUUAUGGAGUGUAACCUGCUUAAUUCACUUGGACAAACCAACUUUCCUAGGUUCAAGGUGGAAAAUAUCGAUGGAGUUAGAGGAAAUAUGACUUUAUUCAAUUCAAGAAUAGGUUUCCAUAGGAUGCAUAAAUCAUUUUCAGUCCCUAAUUGGAAAUACAGUAUCCCAUGUACCUCUUGGAAAAUAUUUUGUGCCCCUGAAAAUUUGGAGGAGGAAUUUUCAGUGGUAGUAUCGGAGAAAAUAGCAGAGGUUGGUGAGUUUGAUUCUGAAGCUCUACCUGAAGAAAUUCCUGAGCGACCUUUGAGAAGCGAUGAGUUGAGGUUACUGCUUGCUGAUGCUGAAAGAUCAAAGCUUCUCAAGAAAUUGAGUGAAGCCAAUCGAUAUAAUCGGAUGCUUAAGCGAGAGUUGCAAGCUAAGGAGGAUGCACUGGUUAAUUUUAAAAGUGAACUUUCUGUCAUCGAACUUGAGAUUCAGGUUUUGGUUAGAUUGGCUGAUGAAAUUGCAAAAUCUGCUAUUCCAUCUGGUUCAAGAAAAAUUAAUGGCAGAUAUAUCCAGUCACACCUAUUUUCACGUUUGGAAGCCAUACAAGAAAAAUUGAAGGAGCAAAUAAAGGACGUGGAAGCUGAACAAGCCAAAGAGGUUCCUUUAUCCUGGGUUGGGGUAGCAGAGAGUGUUCAAGUAAUGGGCUCCUUUGAUGGUUGGAGUCAAGGAGAGCACUUAUCUCCAGAGUACACCGGCUCUUACAUGAACUUUUCAGCUACAUUGUUCCUAAGACCUGGAAGGUACGAAAUUAAGUUCUUGGUAGAUGGCGAAUGGCAUCUAUCCCCAGAAUUACCAACCACUGGAGAGGGGUUACUUGAGAACAAUUUAUUGGUUGUGGAAUAGCUCGUUUAGCUAGCACGGGAUGUAUAUCUUCUGAAAGUCUUUACGCUGAAAGAACAACUUAUUAAUAGUCGAACAGUUCCUGUUCAGAAUGCCAUGUCUAUGUGCUGAAGUUUAGUGCUGUAGGAGUGAAAUGACUCUCUCUUGAGGAUGUGGAUCUCACUUCUCAUGCCUGUCAAUUUAUGUAAGCAGUGUUGUCAUUGUAUAUAUGUUACCUAUCAACUAUACUAUUUAAGUACUUUUUGGCCGUCCAUAGUGAUGCAUUUAUAGUACUUAUUGCAAGGAAAAGACACUUUUCGAUUUCUCAGAGGAAUCUGAAAAUAAAAAAAAGCCUGUUUCCUUACA